Molecule: messenger RNA, 17420 nt
Organism: Pocillopora meandrina
Lineage: Eukaryota; Metazoa; Cnidaria; Anthozoa; Scleractinia; Pocilloporidae
Source: the annotation of a GenBank genome assembly
AUGACUGGCUCGCCUUCAGGACGCAAGCUUUUUGUGGGCGGCCUGCCUCCUAAGGUCGACGAGAAGGCUCUGAGAGAUGUGUUUGCUCGUUUUUGGCACAUCGAAGAAGGUUUGUGAACAUCGGCAUGGCUCAAUUCACCUUAGACUUGUGACAACUUGGCGUUAGAUUUGCUUCCUGCCUAAUGCGCGAUUAAUACUGUAGGAUCCUUCAAUCUAGAGUUAAAUCGAGACAAGUUUAAACUUCAGCAGCACCAGAUAAUUAUAAUGGUAUAAAACCGUAAAACAAUUUCUUUAAAAGGAAUCAUCGUGUUACGUUAUUAGAUUACCAUAUUGCAUGUUCAACUGUCUUAAACCUUAAUUUCUUGACCAUCCUCAUAAUUAGUGAUAUCGAUUUGUUCGAGGUUCUUUCUGUGGAAAAUGAUGAAAUUUUAGCGGACUGGCAAGGGUACAAUUUUUGAACUGAUUUAGAAGCAAAAACAGUGGCGACCAUGAGAGUUUUGAAACUGUAAUCGAUUCCGGGUGAAUGUUAAUCCCAUACUUCAAAGUAGGUAACAAAGGCAAGUUGCUGGAGAGUAGCAAGGUCUUUAGUGGUUCUAUAAACAUGUUUUAACACAUACCAACUACCAGAAUCGUACAAAUGACUUGUUCAGAGCAUCGGUUUUACCAAUGAGUUAAGCUUUAACAUAUUAACUUUACAGAUUGAUAAAAUAUGAUUUAUUUUAGCUGACUUGCACUCUUUGAAACCUGAAGAUGUAUUUGGGGAGGGGGGGGGGGUUGGAUUGGGUGAGGGUUAAACAGCCAUAGUAUUAAUGAUAAUAACACUCUAAUUCUCUUAAUGCUUCCAAACUUAGUUAGCCUCUGAAGCCACUUAUCACAGCAGAAGACUGAGUUUUUUUUUUGUAUUUACCAGCGAUAAUUGUAACUGACCGUGAGACACACAAGAGCCGUGGCUUUGGAUAUGUGGUGUUUAGUAAUCCUGAGGAUGCAAAAGAGGCAAUUUCAACAAUGGCUGGCGAACGUGGCAAGGUUUGUAUCCUUAUGAUUGAAUUUUUAUAAGGGUGAAAAAGUGCAAAAAUGUGACAGGGCUGCAUUAAAAAAUGUUACUUUUACACAAGGCUGGCUAUGAUUGGAGAAAGGAAUUGACUGUGAGAAGGUUUUGAGAACUUUAUUAAACCUUUACACUGUAACAUCGGUAGGCACAUUCUCCAUACUGUUCUCUAUACAUUUUCUUAGGUGUGUACAAGGGCGAUUUGUUCAACAAUCAAGAGCCUUUUUAGUUGGUGACCAUUUCCAUUAUUCUUGAUCUUAAUAUUUGAUUCAAGGGUAAUAUUAGGAGAAGGAAUUAGUACUCAGUGCUCCCAUUUAAUCCUUUAAUUCCCAAGAUUUCAUUAGUAAUUCUCCUUACUGUCCACUGUACAAUUUAUGUAAUGUUAGUUUCGAGAAUUUGGAAUUGGAUCAACCAAUAAUUCCCUAAUCAAUAUUUUCUUUAUUCUCAUUACUUGUCUGCUUGAUGUCAUAUUGACAGUGUAUGGAGAAAUUCUGUCUAGGUCACCAGUGGGACUUAAACUGUUAAAUAGGGUAUAGAGAGGUAGUUCUUUCAUCCUCGGUGACCUUUAAAAUGGACACUAGGAUGGGUGAUAUACAAUGUUCAAGCUCAUCUAAAUCCAAGAUGGUGUCUAAUUAUUGAUCAAGAUGCAUGUUCUGCAUUUUGGAAAUUAAACAAACUUGACAAGGAAGUUUGCUGCGGAUUUCUCUUUGCAAAUCUUUUUAAUUCACUAUAUCUCUAUGUAUGGUUAUGAUGAAGCCUUCUAGUCGCCAAUUUGGUGACUACUUUUCAGGAUUUGGUUGCCAAAGUGAAAACUUAGUAGCAUUGGCGCCUAUAUCAGGCGCAAUUUCACGCCCUGUUUGGGGAAGGACCUCCUGUUCUUAGGGAGGUCUGCACUCAUUUAGGAAAUUUGGAGGCUCCUGCACUGUGAGGACUUCUUUUCCCCCUGCUUUGUUGCCUCUUGAAGUCAAACAAUUUGAACAAAUGUGAAGUGAAUUGCUUAUGCACAUGUAUGGUGAUGUUUGUGUAAAGGUCACAAGCUCAUAGCCACCUCAUGUCAGGCAGGUAUGGGUAAAUCUACUCAUACCUGUGGCUGCUCUUGAAACCCUUGAACACAUUUUAGAUAACAAAACAGUAGUGUUAACCUGGUUAGUUAAAUUUUCUAUCUUUCAAACAUUGUUUUUUUUUUCGGCAUCAGUGAUGUAUGAACCCUAUGUUGGAAGGGUUUGGAGGAGGUAAUCUUGCAUGAGAUUUUCUGUGGAGCUUAUUCAGUGGAACUAAAAAAUAUAACAACUCAGCAGCAGUUGUGUUUAUUUGUUUGGUCAAUCUUUGGUCAAUCUUUUUUUCCUUUAGAAAUUUUUCAACCAUGAAAUGACCCUUGAGUAUGCAAAAGAUAAGGAUUCUGCGGCACCAAGAGGAAGAGGAGGGCGUGGAGGUGGUCGUGGAGGGUUCAGAGGAGGCUAUUCAGAUAGAGGUCGUGGACCACCUCCAACACGUGGCCCUCCAUUCAGAGGGCCUCACCCUGGUGAACGUGGUCCUCCCGGAAGGUCAGCUUUUAAAUCUGUGUCCUGAUUUUUUAAUGGGGAAAGAAAAAUGACAGCAAAAAGUAAUAGCUUAUAGAAAAGUGUUUUGUUGCUGAUUGGUAGAAAAUCGCUUUGGGGAAUUUGAAGAUCUGAGGUUUGAUUCCUCAUAGCAACUCAGAUUUGUUUAGACUAGAUUUGAAAACAUCUUUCUUUGAAUUAAAUUAUUUAUAGACUUUUAGCCUUUUAAAGGUUGAGGCCUGGUCAAAGCUUGGUAAAUAAUGUGCUGGACAAAAAUGUUUAACCUUUUUCACCCCGAUAUCAGCAUAUGUAUUCUCCAUAAUGUUCUCUACAUUUUGUAGGGUUCUGUCAAGGAGAAUACAUUAAACAAGCAAGAACUUCUUUAGUCUGUUAUCAAUUCCUUUAUUCUUGUGACCUUACUGUGUGGUUCAUGUGUGAUGUUGUAAAGAGAAGUUGGAUGCUAGACACUCAAAGCAUCUAGCGUCAGUUUUAGCGGAGAUCCUUCAUAAACCCUUUCCCUUUUUUUAGUUUGAUUUUUUUUAUAUGCUUUGGAAUACUUAAGACUGAAUUAUGUUGUUUUGUAGUCACAUUGGGUGUAAGCUAACAUUGAUUAUUGUAUUAUUUGCCUUGUUGUAUUAUAAGUUAUCAUUGACCCUGUCAAUGUACAAGGUUUACCUGAUCCAUCAUUGUUUUUGUGAUUUUGAACCUUAUAGGCCACGCGAUGGUCCCCCUCCCCCCCGUAGAGAUCACAUGCCUCCCCCUAGCAGAGGACCCCCUAGGGGACCCCCAGGAGAACCACCCAGAGGACCACCUCCACGUGAGAGGUAAGGAGCUAACUGCUUUCACCUAAAUUUACCAUUUAUUUACCAGGAUUUACCAAAAAUCCCACAGUUAUUGAAAUACUGUUAUAGAAAUUUUUGCAGCAGCCAUUUCUUAGUUCCGUACAGAAUUGAAUGCAUAAUUUACCAAUAACAGGUUUUGAUUUUUUGCAGGGGUGUUUAUAGGAACUGGCAACUGGCCAAAGCCUUUAGCCAGGCUGCCAUUUUAAGUUGGAUAUGUUCACCUCAGUUUAUUAUAAUUCAUGUUUAAAGUAUUUAUGAUUAUUGAAAUAGUUAAAAAGAAAUUUUGCCAGUUCUCUGUUUAAAGGGCAACUGAUUCAUAAUUUACCAGUAUUGGGUUAAGACUUAUGAAUCAUUACCAUAUCAUUGCUUUGAAGGUUGGCGUGACUUUGUGGAAUACCUGGUUGUAGAUAUGCAAUGUAGAGUACAUUUAGUGUAAACAAUCAUAGUAUUGAUGAUCAAGUCAAUUAAAAUUCAAUCAAUAUUUUUUCUAGAUAUGAUGACUAUGGGCCCCCUCCUGACCGUGGGUACCCCUCAAGGGAUUAUGAUCGUGGAGGCUACAGUGACCGCGAGAGGGAGAGGCCACCUAGCUACAGUAACGACUACUAUGGCAGCAGGUAUGAAGAAUCAUGCAGUGUUCAUGCACAGAACAUAACAUACAGUAGUUGUAGUUCACUCACAGAGAAAUACUCAUGGCAGAGGUUGAGCAAGUCAGCCACUCAAUCCCACUUCAAAAUGCGUAAGCUUAAAACAUUCAUGUUUGGUCACUUAACCCUUUAACUCCCAGAAGUGAUUAACAUAAAACUUCUCCCUACAAUAUCCAUACAUUCUUCAGCAAACAGGAAAUGAGAAUAUUCAAACUCAUCAGGUAGAAGCUGCUGUCUUGAUCUAGCACCAAGUUCUCAUAACAAAUUUUUAAGGAAAUGUGUAGCAGCUACAGGGGAGAAUUAAUGAUCAGAUCUUGGAAGUUAAAGGGUUAAAAGUCAGUUACAUUUCAGUAAUUACACUAAAAUAUAAAAGGACCAAGAAUCAUGCUAACAAGCGAUAAAUUGAACUUUACCACUUCAAUACGCUCUAAAUGCUAUUGUAGAGAAGUAAGUUUGAAAAAAUUAAGAUCGUGAUCAUGAAUUUUUCAAAACACCUCGUGGAGAGUCCAUAGUGUAGGGAAAAUUAGAUUAUUGGUGAGCUGACAUUGUUACUGUAAGAGAUACAGCAAACUAAAACUGCAUGUUAGUGCUGUGGUCAAAUGUUUUUCUUUGUUCUCAGAGAGAAAGGCUGAGGUUAGAUUCCUUAUGGAGAGUCCGAAUUAAUUUUUUUGUCCCCCGCACGGGACAAGACGAAAAACAUCUUUCUUUACAACUCUUUUCUUGAUUUGAAAAAUUUUCCAAGAGUUUCUUUUUUUUUUCCUUUGCCUUGUGUGGUUUAAAAAUUUGAGAAUAAGUAAAAAUUUGAACCAGCACCACAAUAUGCGAUACAAACCAACGAUGUUUGCCUAUGGAUUUCAGAUAUCCACCGCAUGAACGUGGUGGAGGUGGCAGCAGUGCAGGUGGUGGAAGCAGUUACUCCAGCAGUGAGCGUGGUUAUGGCCCACCCAUGGAUAGAGGUUACGGCAGCUCAGACCGUUACAGUAGUGCCGAAAGAGGAUACUCCAGUGACAGAGGUUAUGAUGACAGGUAAAUAGUGUCUCUUACUGUAGACUUUCAGUUACCUUUUGAGCCUGCGUUCUUCUGGCAUUACCCUUAGACAAAGGGCGCAGUCUCUUAUGACAGACGGUGCCGUUACUGCUCCAUAAGUGGCGAAUUCGCGAAUGCCGUGUUAAAACAUGGUGAUGAAUGAUAGUCGGUUUCUCUAGCUUCUUCGUCUUUGUUGUUUAUGAAGCGAAGUGCCGAACGAGAGAGAGAAAACCCUUCAUUUAGCUGGACAGAUUUACUUUACUGACUUAUCAGUAACCUCGAUGGUAUUGCAGGUACUCAGUAAAGUUACAAAUUCUCUUAUAAUGCUUCAUUAUCCAACGAGUGUCGUACUCGUAGUCGUAUCUAUGUUAAAAGAAAAAUAAGCUGGUGGCUGGCCCUAAAGCACAAUGCACUGUGUAACACAUCAGUUUUUGUUUAUUAGGUAUGGAGGCAGCACUGGAGGUUCCGGAGGCGCUUCACAUGAUCGAUAUCUUCCAGAGAGAGGCAGCUAUGGUGGUGAGCGUCAGGAAAGGGGUGGUUAUGACUCUUAUGGCAGUAGUGGAGGAGGCUAUGGAAGCAGUGAGCGAGGUUAUGGUGGACCCGAGCGUAGUUAUCCCCCACCUGAUCGUGGGUAUGGGCCCCCUCCUGAGCGAGCGAGAUCGGGAAGCUACGGUGGACCUCCCGCUGAAAGGCCGUAUUCAUCUGGAGGGUCCUAUUCCGGAGGUGAGUGGUGACGAGAAGAUGAACUCUUUCAACCCAGAGUUCGGUAAUAAUUUAUGUUAUCUCCAAAAUACAGACACUGAUUACAGAGGAGAUGUGAAUUACUUAAAGUCACAGUGCAUUGAGUCUGCUAAAUCAUUCUUAAGCAAGCCUGGUGUGUGGGACUAAUUCUACCUUGUAUGGAUGAAAAAAAAUUUUUUUUCCGGACUUCUUGCUAACAUUUUGGCUUUACUGUUCUUCAUAUUGGAAAUUUCGCCCCAGCUAUCGUGAUCUUUUUCAGUUUAGUCCGGGAAACGUGGCGCGAGUGUUCACUAAAAAUAUAUAUUUUUAGCACGGUUGCUGAGUUGUCAGUAGCCUCUUUGGCACAUGAAGAUCAUCAACCAGUCAACAAGGAAAUAGUGCUGAUGUGAGACUAGGGCAUGGGAACCAACCCGGUUGAAUUAGUGUUAUUCAAUUCCACCCUCCUCUCUCUCUCUUUCUCCCCCCCCCCCUCCAAGAUAAUGGAAUACUUGUAUGUUCUAAAUGAGUGAGAAUGCACCAGAUGGUUAUUUUGAUGUUGUGGUAACCUCCUGGUGGUUACUGCUCGGAUUUCUGACGGUGGUUUUUAUUAUGCUAUCAUUGUUUUGGAGAAAAUAGAUGUAAAAGCCUUGUAUCUCUCACCUCUCUAAAGAAUCUGUUACCUCAAAAGUAGGUUUAUGACCGAAUCAGUCGAAGUUGAAAAGCUACAUCCACUCCAGUUUAUAUGGUACUAAAGUUAUACGCGCUACAUACCUCGCUUUUUCAGUUACCAGUAAUUGAUUGUAUCCCAAUUGUUAAUGAAAGGGGAAUGGUAAAAUUUCGCUCAUCUUUACGCAGAGUGACAGCUUCUUGAUUUUCGUACUCCGUAAAUUCGCAUCCAUCCGGCAGUAUCUCGGAAUUGCUUAUUUGUUCACUGCCACAUUUAAUCUUACAGGGUAUUCAUAUUCAGUUCAUAUCCUGAAUCGAUCCACAGCGUAACAAGUUAGUCGAUGUGGUACAUUAAGUUGAGAGGCCUGUUUCCCUUCGCCGUCUCAUAUCUUGUACGUGUUUUUAUCUCUUUAAAGCAGGAAAAUCCGUAUGAUCUAUACAAGGUGUAGCGGUUAUCACCACUGGACAUACUGUGCCUCGUGCAUCAAAGUAUCAUUUUGUCCUGUAUGUCUAAUUGUGUAAUUUACAUUUCGUUUGAAGGCCGCGACUGGUGAUGAGGUGCCGAAUCGCGCUCUCCGAUCCUGCGGUGACCACCGAAGUUUCUUGCCGAUGCACUUUAAUUUGUUCCAGUUACAGAUUUUCCUCGUACCUUGACUGUAAAGUAAACGCUUAAGUUCGCUUAAUCAGUUCAUCUGUUGCCGAACCCAUCUUUGCAAAUCUUCGAAUGUCUAAUAACGAACUGAAAUCCGCUUUGUUAACGGACCUUGUAGAUUCUCCUCGAUUUUCGUACCUUCGGCAUCAUAUGUGUAUAUGCGUGUAGCUUGUGGAAUUUCGAAUGUUGCAAUGCAUAGCGCAGACUUAAAGUAAAUAGUAUCUUGCUUUCAUGUGCACAUUUUGACUGAACGAAUCGCCGUUUUUUUAGCAAUUUUUAUGUACUGAUUGUGAGAGGGCUUGGAGGUAGUGUUAAAAAUGCUUUUUUGCGCAAGUAGAGCUGUUUCUUUUUAUUGCAAAUAAAGAGUUGUAUCCUGAAAAUCCGAUGUUUCAUUGAUUGCCGACUCGAGUUCAAGCAGCUACGAUGUUCGACCGCUGUGGUAAAAUGCAAUGUCUUAAACUAACCGGUACAUAGCUACGGAUAAACUGAAAGCUGCGUUCGAAAUAAAUUUUUGAAGGCUUUUCUAUUUUCAUCUAUCGUUGAACUCUGAUUGUUUAGCUCGGAGCACUGCCUCGCUUCCAUUUUCCGACUAUCUUCAUCUACUGUCUUUUCAUGAGCACACAAGAAGCCAGCCGGUUUCACGGCGAUUCUGUCUUCGUCCCUUUCUGUCUAAGUAGGAAAACUUCGAAUGCAAAGAAACAAAUUAAACAGUUCGACAAGUCGCAACAUUUGUGAAGGAAGUUGAGGUCCAAUCCUCCGACUAAAAGCCUUACCACAUCAACUGUCAAAGGUUCGCAAUGUCGUUCAAAAGACCUUGACGAGGUGUCUUCUCGAUCCCUGUACUUUCGAUCAUCGAAAACGAUGGCUUGCAGUCUUAUCCGUAGCUAUUCUGACGGUCUGUUAUAAACUGAAUAUUUGCAUGUUCUUAAACUGAUUACGUUCGUCUUACUCUCAGCGGAGAGAGUGCAACCUUCAAGCAUUGGCUGCUGUAUAUAAUACAAACAUUCAAUUGUUGUAUUAUCACGCAAGGCCUCAUGUUUCGAGGGCUGCAAGAUUUAACUAAGCGGCUUCGAAUUUCUGGCUAUGAUGAAUUUAAAGUUUCUUCUCGAAACGAUCACCUUGAUGCCUUAAAUUUAUGUCGAGUGGUCAGUUAAAAAUUUAACAAGUCUACAUGACCAAAAAACGUAUGUAAUUGUGAAAUAUGGUAACUCUAAUAACCAAUUGAAUCCUACGCGUCGAUAUGCACGGUCUUUACCGUAACGUCUGUCGAAUCGAUGUUUUAUUUGACUCCGUGCAGUUUGACUUACAAGAUUGUGAUAAACUAGUUGCAUAAACAGAGGUUUCACAGAGAGAAAAUCUCUCUUGUCAUAAACCUUCGCGCAUUGUUACCUCUGCCUCACUUUCAUGGUCUUUCUUUUUGUUUCCCUUUUUCUCUUCCAAGUAUUUAACCCUGUACACCCUCACGUGGUAUUCUUAUACUUCACACUGUUAUCUUUACUUUUCUUAUGAUACUGACAAAGAGAAUUUGUUUGACAAUCACGAUGUUUUAAAUUACUUAUCAUUUCCUUUAUAAAAGUGACCUUUACAUUUGAUUCAAGGGGUAUACUGUAGAGGAUAUUAGAAGCUUGUCACUCUAAGGGCCAAAAGGUUGAGUGUAACGUAGAAAAAAUUAUCCAAAUACCUUAUUUCCUCAAAUAGGCGCCCGUAGUCGAAUAAGCACCCACCCCCUGGGCCAAUAUAUCAAACAAGUGCCUUUCUCCUCUCGAAUAACCCUUGCCCUUCCCUCACUUUUCUAACCAGUAUUAAGGAAAGGAAGACCUGUUGCUAUUACCACUUGAUUAAUAACUUUUUAAGCCUCAACUACAGCUGAAUUAGUGCAGGUUCAACGGUUCUUAAUUGGCGCCUUACUUCCAUUAAGCGCUCCUCUUUUUAGCCAGAAAAUCAAAUAGGCGCUUAUUCGAGGAAAUACUAUACUCCAUAGGAGAUUUGAAGUAGGGGGAGUCAGGGACGAUUAUUUGAAUUUAAGAUCAUAAAACGGGGUUAAACAACCCAAGACGAACGUCAUUUACCGAUGAAUGUCAUACCACAGCCCUUACAAUUCCUAGAUAAAUUAAGUUCUAUCUUAAGUCGUUGAUUGUGAUGAAUGCGCUCAAACUCCCAGCGAUUGAAGGUAGGUAAAUUGUAACCGCUAAACUACCGUGUUUUGUUGCCAAGGUAAAUCUUACAGUUUCCCCUCUUUCUGGAAACUCUUUUUAACGUGCCGACAAAUUGCCAAACCGUUCAAACACCGCAUGAAACGUCGUGUGGUUGGCGAAGUUAGUUCUCUUGCAUCUGGUAUAUAUGAUCGGUCGAAUGAUCUAUCAGUGAGCGAUGAGUAUGUCAGUUCUUGUCCGAAUCAGCUUGUCGAGAAAUUAAGCGAGUUUAAGCCAUCAACUGAGGCUAACCUUUGUUUUUAAGCCAUGCAGUCAUUUAUCAGUUAUUAGGCUGAAACCGAGACUACUAGUCAGUAGUGUAUUGUGAUCUUCUAGGUGAGACUUUCACGGUAAGGACUGUUAUUAUUAGUAGUAGUGGCUGAAUGUUUGCCAAUCUAAGUGGAAGUCAGCGUGAGAGUUAACUGAGGAGCUGUUCAUCAGUCGCCUUUGAGAAAUUGUGCGGAUGGCCUCUUCAUAGGCUGUUGGACCAUAUUCUCUUAGUUGUUAUUCAAGGCUAUUCAAGUCAUCUCGCUAAUUUCGAGUGUGUGGUAGAGUUUCUUUUGUCUUUGGUUUGUGCUUUAUUUCAGCACGGAGUAACUUUUUAAAGUUACUUUUUAUUUGAGUUAUUUUCCAUAUCCACGCCCGUUUUAUUUCAGCAGUUGACUUUCUUAAGGUUUACUUAACAUUUACGUUCGCAUUUUUCAAUACCAUGUGAACAAGCUAUGAAUGGCAGUACAGUACUAGUUGGGAAGCAAUGAGAUACCGCACCAUCGAGGGGCCUUGUUGAUUUCGUACGACUUGAUUGGUUGUAUUGUUGCGUCUCUGAGAGCCUGCAUUUAGGGUCCUUUUUUUUUCUGGUCCCUUUUUUCCAAACUCAUCUUAUUCACUAGUUAUUUAUUAAGAAUCAUAGUUGCGGAAAUCAGAGAGAUGUGGAAUUUUUUGUAUCCUUUUUGAAAUUGUCUGGUUUUUCUCAGUUUGCUAUACCAGGAUUACAACUUUUUAUGAGUGGAGACGCCGAAUGCUCUUUCAUUAUUUUUUUUUUUUUUACUUUAAAGCGAACGUUGGGCUAUUAUUACGGAAAUGAUCAAAAUACCACGAAGACGAGAAAAUCUCGACUGUGAUUGUGUAGUAAUUGUCAGCUUUACACUUUUUACUCCGUUCUUUAUGUGUUCUCCGAAAGAAAGACGGGCUAUCUAAUGCCCCCGUAUGCAUUAGCAAUUCACUCUUCUGGGAGCGUGUUACAGGAAUGGUGAAGCGCUCCAAAGGCGAGUCUAGUCGAGCGUUCAUAUUUGUUUCUCUGCUUGUUUGACAAAGAUGAGCACUGGAAAAUUUGGUUUUGUGGGUUAAAGUAUGAUAAUCGGCUCGGAACAAAAGAAAUUAAAUACAGCAGGUAAGCAGACGUGACCAGCCAUCCCAGACAUCGAGACGGAACACAGUUUACCAAGCCUUUGAAAUAGUAUUACUGAAUAUUGGUACAUCCUGGCAGGACUAUUACAUCGUCAGGCGAUCAAAUUUGUCUUUUGUAGUAAAGUCUGUUUUCGUCGUAAUUGCAGGACCUGUCAAGUUUCACUAAUCAUAACGUCGCGUUCCGGAAGACAGUUGCGUCCCUGCAAUCUCUUGGUUUUUUUUUUUUUUUUUUUUUUUUCUGUCAGUUUCGUGCCAAGCCUCUCGCCGCCGCCUGUUUCACAGCUCAGCUGCACGUACUGCAGCACUAAUGAGACCCUGUUCGCUGGCUAAGAUGUAGCUUAGAGAAGUUGUAACUAAAUUUAGACUCUUGGAAUAUGGAUCGCAUGUGAAUGCUGACAAUGGGGUACCAUACGCCUGCCGAGAAAUCAAUUGUGCGUUAUGGAGCAACACAGCGCCGCUUAAAUUUGCGGAUAACGUUUUCGCUCUAGAAAGGCAACUAAUCGUUCUAUCCUUGCCCGUCCCUGAAUUUCCUUAAUAUUUUCGUAAAGUUUUAAACACCCCCGAAAUUUCCUGUGUUUAUUCCUUUUGACGAAGGGCUAACGCUUUAGAAAUUUCACGCCGGUCAAUUUACAUUAUCAACUCAGUUCAUGAAACCGUUUUAUCUGUUUGGGGAAAGGCCUUCCCCCAGAGAUAAGGACAAAUAAGAAAUCGCUAUCUGUAGGGUUUGGAAUUGUAUUUCUAAAAGAUUCGUUAUUUUUGAAGUCGUAACUAUCUCAUAGGGAUUUGGAAUGUUUUUGAGUGCGUUAAAACAGAUGACGCUCUCUUUUUUUAUGACCCUGCAUUGUCAGUUCCUUCCAGCGGUCCGGAGGUGCACGGUUAGUUGCUAAGAAUUCGAGAGGUGGUCAUCUACAAGUCUGGUGUAUUGAAGAUACGCUGUUAGUGGCAGACCAUGUCAUUUGAAGUAGCAAUAUCGACGAAAUGUAGUAAUAAACCUUUCCCUCUUGUUUGUCUGUAGAUGAAUUGCUCUACAACACUAGUACGUCAUAGAUCGCAAACCUGCACUUUGUCAUUCUUGAACGAUAAUCGUUUUGAAAUAUGUCAGCUGUCGCAGCUGAGGUACUCUUUCGACAGAAUCCAGACUUACUAGGAUUUUAGGGCUUUUACUUGAAGAGAUCCGUCGUUGCUGAGGGAACCGACUAGACGUAUGACUCGACUUUUGUUAUCUAAGUGAGUAUCUUGUGCGGUGAAGUGUGCAAUCUCACGCCUUAUUUUUUGUACGCGGAAUUGAUUUCUAACGUUAUCAAAACAUGGCAAGUCUUUUGUGCUGUGAAGAGGCCAAUUUCUUGUUUUAGUUUUUUUAUGCUGAAUUUCUGACUGACGGUGUUGAGAAAAACUGAGUCUGAACAUGGCGGGUCUCGCAAGAAAAAAGGGCGAGUUUCUGACCCCGCUUUUUGUGUAAGCAAUUCAUUCCUCACGGGAUGGAAAACAAGGAAGAAGAUGGCGAUUCCGUUGCAAGAAUAUUGGUCAAUUUUGUUCCAUGGCUUUUACUCGGAGUAAUUUUUCUAGAUAUGGCGGGUCUAUUUUGAAGAAAGAGGCUUAUUUCGUACCUUUUUUUCUGCUCGGAAUUGAUUUCUAACUGUCUUUAAGACUAGUCUAAACAUGGAGAAAUCACUGAAAACUUUGACACACCUUUUAUAGUCAACUUCAGCUCUUUUUUGGCGAGAGUAUGGGGAGAUUCUCUCAAGUGUCGUUUAUUGCUCAGUUAUUCGCGUUCUACCGAAUCUUAUUGUUGCUGUGAAGAAUUGUGAAACGUCGAGUAAAGUUGUUUAAAUGAUGUUUUGUACUUUUUUACUUUCUUUCUCUAAAACGUCUGAAGCACGUCACAAAGCUAAAGUUAUUUUUAUUAUUAGUCUUCCUCUUUUGUUGUUUCGAUUGUUGUUUUUUCCACAACAACUUUUAAACCUUGCUCAUUUUUGUUGUUCAUACAAGGGCAGUUUCUUCCAAAAGUUGAAAAAAAAUACGUAAAAAAAGUUUAAAGCAAAAUUCAGUCGAGAAGAUCAGAACUUUAAUAUAUAAGAUCAGAUCAGUUGAAAGGUCAAACGAAUGGUAGACAUUACACAUGUUGAUGUCCGCUUAUAAUUUUUUUUUUCUCAUUGGAAUUCACUGUACUUAAUUUCGUGCUAAAUGUCCGUAAACGCAGCUUCAUAUCAACAAGAGAGAAAUAAAAAAGAAUCACCUGAAAACUCAUCUGAACAGAGUCGGCUCUGCAACUUCGCACCCGAUCGCUCAAUAUUCUGGGUUUACCUGUAUUGAGAUCCAACAUACUUAAAAGUUGUAACUUGCUCUGUGAAAAAUGGACUAAGAUACAGGUGAUUACAGGAAUAAACCUGUACCCAAAAUCUGUACCUGAUAAUCCAUCAAUUCUUCCUUUCUCCUCAAAGAGGCAGUUCGAAGUACAAGUCGAAAUUCGUUUUUUUGAUAUUUUUAUAGUCGUGAAAGAAAACACCGCAGACUAUUGUUAAUGUCAUUUCCGUUUUAAGUUAUUUCUUGUGAGAAAGAAGAUUACGAUUGUUGAUUUUACCAGAGUUUUCAUCAUCAACAUGAAAGAAUCCGUGUUUGGUCAACCUGAGGGUUUUCAUGUCUCUUUUUUUUUUAUAAUUUAUCAAGGUGGACAAGUUGCUGCUUGUUCGAAAGUGGCCGAUUUUGGCUCGGAAAUGAAAAUAACAGGAAGGUCAGAUUUUUGUGGUUAAAGGUAAAACGAAGUGACUUGUAAAUGCGUGGGAACCUUCCGAUGGCUUUGUUUUGCAAUCGGAGUGUGCUUGUAAAGACUUUUGUUUUUAGCGGGUGUGUGAAACAAUGCGCUAAAACAAAACACACUUUCGAAACAAAGCUAAACACGUGCUCUGGAAUAUGGCCUUGUAAUGUUUUAUUUACAGUGCGAUUUAUGGAUUUCACAAUGCCUCCGUAGAGCCACAAUGUAUCACGUCCCAAGUUCGUGUAGGCCAUUCCAAGAGUCGUUUGUUUAUCUUGCACAGUCAAUUAGCUCAAAUCGUUCUCACGGCCUCCGACUAAGCUGGUUUUAAGUGUCUGCUGUAAUAACGGAAAAAAAAAACUGGCAUUCGCCGUCUCUAUUUAUAAUCUGUCUCUAAUAUGCCCGCCAGACUUCCAGUCUCGUUGGUUAAAUGGCUUUUAUACGUUAUAAUUACUUUAGCAUUUAACUUUUUGGUUCAGUAUACCCGUCCUCACGCGCGCUUCGAACUUGAAUGCCGACUCUUGCUGUUGGCUAUCCAAGUCUGGCACUAUUUGCAUAACGCAUGCUGAGAGGGUUUUGUUUCGCACAACAAGCGACCAAUGGCAGGACUGCGUUCUCACGCUCUCUUUCUCAGCUGCCAGCGAACGCCAAAAUACCAUUCAUGCGACAAAAAUGCAGGCUCUUUAAAACAAAAUGCGAUGAUAAUAAGCCGGGGUUGGGAACUUGUAGACAAGGAUUUUCCCACGGCUCGGAAGGUAAAUAAAACGCCAUGUUCACCAAAGUUCACUUUCAUUUGUCCUUGUGACGAGUCGAAGGAGGAGAUCGUGAAAAUUGCUCAGACGUUGUAGCCUCGGGGAAAAAAAAGCCUUAAAAAAGAUAGGGAUGGUGCAAGAAUCUACGAAACUGGAAAAGGAAAAUGAUUCAGAAAACCGGAAGGUAUACAAUGGUCUGGAUUUUUCUUACGAAAUCCUGAUUUUUCGUAGCCAUGCUUACCUUCGCUUCUUUUCUUACAUUCGCCUCUGGAAAGCUUUCUUUCAAAAUAUAGCGUGUGUGAAACAUUUUAAGUCUAACUAGCUUGAGGAAUAUAGCUGUCAACAACCUCUUAACUAAAUUAAAAUCCGUCUAUUUUCGUUUUAGUGGUCUAAACCAAUUAUGGAGAAGAGAAGGCGCGAACGAAUCAAUCGAAGCCUAGAAGAACUGAAGAGAUUAGUGCUAGAGGCACAGAAUAGAGAUGUAAGUAUUUGCUGUGUCAGCAGAAAUGUAUCUGCAUUAUUUUAGAACAAGUGUUCGAUGAGGGUCGCAUUCAAAUGAAGUAAAUCUUUUGUUCAUUUGCUGCUUGUAAAUUUAGAGGAAAUGUUAAAGUUACUGGCGCUAUAGGCAGGUUAUCAUAGUGGCCCUUUCUGUUUUGCCAAACAUUGGAUUCCAUCAGUUUGCGGUUGAUAUCGCGGAAUCUUACCAAAGAAGUAAGACAUAUGGGUAUUUUUUGUACCGCGUGACUGUACAAAGUCUAUACAAGUUGCGUUUUAGCGUGCUUUUGCAAACAAGCUUUCUGUCAAUCGUAUUUAACAUCCGUGACAUCUGUUUUGUCUCGAGGAAAGAAAGAGACCGUGAACUGUCGUGAGUGGGUUAAUGAAAUUAGAGUAUCAAUGAUGUUAGCAUUUCGUGGUUGAGACGAUGGGGUCUUUCUCUCUGUUAAGGGUCGUUGAAGAAAAUUCCAGUUUAACGCUCCAAAAACAGUUUAAGUAAUAAAGUUUGAUUUCAAAAUUGAUAAUUGCAGAGUUCUCGGUACACAAAGCUGGAGAAGGCAGAUAUCCUGGAGAUGACUGUCCGUUAUCUACGUAGUCUUCGACAUCACCAACGAGCAGGUAAAUUUUACCUCCUCUGGGAUAAUGACACGUUAAUAUACAACUAAUAAAUGUCAGUACAUGUUGCCGUUAUUUCAAUUGCUCAAUUGUGAAUAGUUUAUGACUAGUAGUACGUUUUAAGCAUUUUAAGCUUAUGUCACUAGAUACGACAGGUGCAACCUGUAACAUUUGGAAGACUUUUUAAUCUCUCAAUUAUUAAGUAAUGAAGACAUUGACGUGGGUUGAAAAACAAAAGAAUCAUUGUGAUGUUUAUUAUGUUAGGUUGCAAAAACACCGUCUACGGCUGGAAAAACUUAAAAUAUACCUUUAUGUACAAUAUAAAAGUUGAAAAAACUCGUGGCAAGAACGCUAUUAGGAACAAGUAAAAGUAAUAUAUUUUUUGGGGGGUUAUCUUUACUAUGGUUCGAGCAAGAAGCAGGUUCAUUAGCUUAUGUGUCUUAAUUCUCAACCGCUUCAGGAUGUUUAAGUGAGUCGCUUGUGUAUGGUCCAUUGCUUUGGGGUUUUUAACUCGAUAACACUAACUCUUAUACUGCGGCUUUAGAUUCAUUGAAUUGACCUAGAGGCACGCUGUAAAAUACUAUUUUAUCUCAACUCCGUGGAUAACUCGAUAAUUCGAUUUGAGUUUGAAAAUCAUCUCGUCCGAGAAAGCUUCUCUCUCAAACAAACAAAACAAUCUAAUCCAUUUUAAGCGAUGAUCAAAAGAAACCCUUGUGGUCGAAAGGUCAUCUUGAUAAACAAAUUUAGUUUAAAGUCCUCUCCAUUUUGAUACUGGUAGCCUUUUUUGGGAAGAUCUAAUGGAGUUCAAGCAGAAGGAAGGCCAAAAAGCACUGAUUAGUUUGUGUGAUUCUUUGAAAGCCUGGAUAGAUUUUGCAAUUUACCAGAAAUAAUUUUUAGAAAAGAGAGAACAACUUGAACCUUAAAAAUUCAGUGAUUCAUGUUCAUACUUCUUCAAGGUUUCUUUUCUUCUUUCAGUCGCCAUGCUGCUUUACUGUGUGAAAUAUUUUGAUUUUGAGGUCUACGCCAGCCUUUUACCAACGAAAAAAUUAUUAGAGUAGGGCAAGUGUCCUCAGUUUAUACAGAAAAUCCUCUUUCCCUUACAGUUUUGCGUUUUAAAAAUGUUCUCUGUUUCUAGUGAUGGCGACUGCCGACCCUCACAUGCUACUCAAGUACCGCGCCGGCUACAGUGCAUGCGUGGCCGAGGUGUCCAAAAACGUGAUUGGGGACGAUUCCUUGGAACCUGAUGUAAAAACUCAAAUCCUUUCUCAUUUAACGGGCUGCCAUGCAAGUCAGAGGGGAGCUGGUGACAUUACAAUACAGUCGCCCGCAAGAUAUCCAUCAUCAGUUCACUAUGAGAGCACUUCGGACCUUUCCGUGAAGGAACAAAGACGGUUGUUACCUAAGGACACUACGAAUUCGCAUGCAUCCCCAGCUCGUACCACAGUUUCUCCUUACAUGGUUCAAAGCCAUCGAGUACUUUCUUCACCAGGGACCAUUCCUCUGCAUUAUGUCCCCGUCUUAGGUACCGACUCUGGGACCUCUUCAGGAUUGUACCACGCGCUGGUCCCAAGUGUAUCUUCUCCCGGUUUACACCUCACAGACCCUUUGUGGCGACCUUGGUGAUCAAAGUUGCGAAACAUUUUUAUCAAAUAUUAAGGAAUAGAAUUAUAGCGUAAAUAAGGAGUUUAAAAAGAUGGCUAAAGUAAUCGCGUUUAUCUCCGAGAGAAAGUUUUCACCUUAAAUUUAGACGCUACAUGUGAGAAAUUAAUUUUUAAAAAAAUACACUGCUAUUCAAUAGGUCUCCCUUACGUCUUUCUCCCAAACGUUUAAAUUCACUUGAAAAAUCGUAAGGUAUUGAUGUUUUCAGCGUACAAUUUAGAUUGGCUCAAUUCGAUCACUCCAUUAUCGCAUUUUUAACACGCAUUUCUGUAAAACAGCGACUGAGCCGACACAAUGAAAGUUAGAAAUGAAAGUAUGAGUAUUUUUACCUUGUUGUUCCAUGAUGCAAAAUGGCAGAUGCUUGAGAAAUAAUGUAAAUAGUAUCGAAUGACUUUAGAAUUAAAGCAAGUGC